Molecule: messenger RNA, 4251 nt
Organism: Lemur catta (Ring-tailed lemur)
Lineage: Eukaryota; Metazoa; Chordata; Mammalia; Primates; Lemuridae
Gene: ZNF709
Product: zinc finger protein 709
Exons: 4
Coding region: 133-2061 (642 amino acids)
Biological process (GO): regulation of transcription by RNA polymerase II
Molecular function (GO): DNA-binding transcription factor activity, RNA polymerase II-specific; RNA polymerase II cis-regulatory region sequence-specific DNA binding
Source: RefSeq, a predicted model, not a curated record
GGACGUAGCCAGCGCCUUGGGCUGCGCUCGGCCUCGGGUCUCCCAGCCCCGGCAGGGCCUCGGGUGGCGCUGGGACCUGUACGGGCCGCGUGGGCCGUGGGGAAGACGCCGGGACCCCCCGGGAGCCGGGAAAUGGACUUGGUGGCAUUUGAGGAUGUGGCUGUGAACUUCACCCAGGAGGAGUGGGCUCUGCUGGAUCAUUCUCAGAAGAAACUCUACAGAGAUGUGAUGCAGGAAACCUUCAUUAACUUGGCCUCUAUAGGGAAAAAAUGGGAGGACCAGAACAUUGAGGAUCAGUAUAAAAACCAGGGGAGAAAUCUAAGAAGUCAUACAGCAGAGAGACUUUGUGAAAGAAAAGAAGAUAGUCAGUUUGAAGAAACCUUCAGUCAAACUCCGAAUCUUAAACUGAAAAAGAAAACUCUUACUGGAGUAAAACCAUAUGAAUGCAAUGUGUGUGGAAAAGUGUAUAUGUGCCAUUCAUCUCUUAAGAGGCACAUGAGAUCUCAUACUGAACACAGACCAUAUGGAUAUCACAAAUAUGGAGAGAAGUCAUAUGAAUGUAAGGAAUGUGGGAAAAGAUUCAACUUUCGAAGCUCAUUUCGAAUACAUGAACGAACUCACACUGGAGAGAAACCCUAUAAAUGUAAACAAUGUGGUAAAGCUUUCAGUUGGCCCAGUUCCUUUCAGAUACAUGAAAGAACUCAUACUGGAGAGAAACCCUAUGAAUGUAAGGAAUGUGGAAAAGCCUUCAUUUAUCAUACAACUUUUCGAGGACACAUGAGGAUGCACACAGGAGAGAAACCUUAUAAAUGUAAAGAAUGUGGGAAAACCUUCAGUCAUCCCAGUUCAUUUCGAAACCAUGAAAGAACUCACUCUGGAGAGAAACCCUAUGAAUGUAAACAAUGUGGGAAAGCUUUCAGAUAUUACCAAACUUUUCAAAUACAUGAAAGGACACACACUGGAGAAAAACCCUAUCAAUGUAAGCAGUGUGGUAAAGCUCUCAGUUGUCCCACAUCCUUUCGAAGUCAUGAAAGGAUUCACACUGGAGAAAAACCGUAUAAAUGUAAAAAAUGUGGAAAAGCCUUUAGUUUUCCCAGUUCCUUUCGAAAACAUGAGAGAAUUCAUACAGGAGAGAAACCCUAUGAUUGUAAGGAAUGUGGGAAAGCAUUCAUUUCUCUUCCUAGCUUUCGAAGACACAUGAUAAUGCACACUGGAAACGGACCUUAUAAAUGUAAGGAAUGUGGGAAAGCCUUUGAUUGUCCAAGUUCUUUUCAAAUUCAUGAAAGAACUCACACGGGGGAGAAACCCUAUGAAUGUAAACAGUGUGGUAAAGCCUUCAGUUGUUCUAGUUCCUUUAGAAUGCAUGAAAGGACCCACACUGGAGAGAAACCCCAUGAAUGUAAACAAUGUGGUAAAGCCUUCAGUUGUUCCAGUUCUGUUCGAAUACAUGAAAGGACUCACACUGGGGAGAAGCCCUAUGAGUGUAAGCAAUGUGGCAAAGCUUUCAGUUGUUCCAGUUCCUUUCGAAUGCAUGAAAGAAUUCACACAGGGGAGAAGCCCUAUGAGUGUAAACAGUGUGGUAAGGCUUUCAGUUUUUCCAGUUCUUUUCGAAUGCAUGAAAGGACUCACACAGGAGAGAAACCCUAUGAAUGUAAGCAAUGUGGUAAGGCCUUCAGUUGUUCUAGUUCCUUUAGAAUGCAUGAAAGGACUCACACAGGAGAGAAACCCUAUGAAUGUAAACAAUGUGGUAAGGCCUUCAGUUGUUCCAGUUCCAUUCGAAUACAUGAAAGGACUCACACUGGAGAGAAACCUUAUGAAUGUAAACAAUGUGGUAAAGCCUUUAGUUGUUCCAGUUCCGUUCGAAUGCAUGAAAGGACUCAUAGUGGAGAGAAGCCCUAUGAAUGUAAACAGUGUGAUAAAGCCUUCAGUUGCUCCCGCUCCUUUCGAAUCCAUGAAAGGACUCACACUGGAGAGAAACCCUAUGAAUGUCAGCAAUGCGGGAAAGCCUUUAAGUGUUCCCGUUCCUUUCGGAUACACGAAAGAACUCAUACUGGAGAGUAACACUACCGGUGUAAACAAUGUGGGAAAGCUUUAAAUUGUGCCGUUAUGUUUUGAAGACAUGAAAGGACUCAUGCCACAAAGAAACCCUGUGAAUAUAAAAUGUGAGAAACCUUCAACUCUCUAGGUGUAAAUACCAGAAAGAACUCACAGUGGACAGAAAACUUACAAAUGUAAGCAAUAGGGGAGAGCCUUCAGUGGUCACCUAACCUUUCAAGGACCAUGAGAAGGCACACUGGAGAUAAACCCUAUACAUGUAAAGAAUGUGGAAAAACCUUUAGUCGUCUCAGUUUAUUUGGAAAUGACGAACAGACUCACACUAGAGAGCAACUUCUUGAAUAUAGGCAAUGUGAGAAAAUCUUCGGUUGGUCCACAUCCUUACAAAAUUGUGAGAAUGCACACUGGAUGGAAAUCCUAUAAAAGUGAGAAAUAACGGAAUGUUCUCAAUUUUAACAAAUGCUCAUAAGAUACCCCCUAUUGUAUGAAACUUCAAACUCGUGAAAACUCCCCCUAGGGAGGGAUCCUAUAAAUGUAGAUAAUAUGGGAAAGCAUGAUGCAAAUUAAUUCAUGUAUGUUCCAGAAAAUUCACAAUAUGAAAAAAAUUAUAAAACUUAUAAAGAUAUUGUCUUUAUCAGUUGCUCAUUCUUAAAGGGUAUCUCUGGACUAUGGAUUUCUAUUUAUUACUUUUAAUGAUGAACACUGAAGUGAGAGAAUUCUUUAUGCUUUUGUUAAGCAAGAUUACUCAAGUUUAAUUGGUAGUGUUUUUUCAUUAAAUCAGUUACUGAAACUUUGUCUUUCUAUUUUGAAGUCUGUUGGAUUCAUGAGUAAAUUGAAGUACAUUUUUAGUAUGGAAGUAGUUUUAAUUUUUUAAAUUGUUCUAUGAGUAAAGGACCAUUGAAAAGUGACAAUUUGGAAAUUGUUAGGCUUUUCCUACUGGCCUGGUGUGGCAGGUACUAGACAUCCCUUACCCAUUAUAUAUAUUUCAUCUUUCUUUCUGACUGAAAGAAGUUUUUAGGGGAGAGGGCCAGGAGCCUUAUUCUGACCUCCAUGCUAAAAAUUGGUUGUAAUAACUUUGUGAGUGUGCAAAGCUUGUCAUACAAUAUACUCUCCAUUUGACUUAUUAUUUUCGUUUUUUGCUUUCUGUUAUUUGACAUUCCUUCUGACUGUGAUUUGGAUAAUAGACUUUACAUUAAGAAGAGAGACCUUUGAUAGAACAAUAUAAUCUAUUGAUGGAAAUAGCUUUCUUGGAUUUUGUUAAGUUAACAUGUAUAUUGUGACCUAUAUUUUCUACAAUCUAUCCUUCUGUGGUUCCAUGUUAUAAUUUGCCAAUAGCCUAUUUAUAGGAGAAAUGGAAGGCAGAAGUAACGAAGGCAUUUGCCAGGUUUUGUAUCCACAGAUGGAUGCAUAGGGGCUUCAGGGACACCUGGUUCCUUCCAGUUUUCCUGAUGCUUUGCCCUGCCGAUCAAGAGUAUUCUUAGAACCACCACUAACUGCUUUCUUGCCAUGUUUUCAGAGAUGUAGUUUUUCACAGAUUAGGUUCCACUCAAAGAUCCACUGCAGUUUGGAUUUUCCUACAAACUCUAAUGUGUCUACCAGACAACUAAUUUAGAUUCUCAAGAUUGGGAAUAUUCUCUGAUGCUGUGACCCACCUCAUCUCUAGAUUGAAUUUAUCUAAGGUCUUAAUUUAUGUAGUAAACACAUGUUUUUGUAAUACUGCCAGUGACUAUGUGUUUCUGAUUCCAAGAUGACAGCUACAGUGUCAAGUCUAAAAGCACUACCUGGGAGCUUGUUUCUGUACUGUGUUGUGCAGUGAAUGCACUGACUCAGUCCUACAAUGUAAGAAUGAGCACCUUCCUCAUAUCAAGCAGAUUGUCAGUGUUUCCUAUUACAGUUUAACAUAAUUUCUCAGUAUGUUUUAAGUUCUGUUUCAUUGUAUGUGAUUAAAAAUGAUGUGCAUGUUUUUGUUAAAAGCUUCUGUAGAUGUUUCUUAGAAAUAUUUUAUUAACUGCUUUUAAAUAAUGUGUAUAUUAUCAAUUAUUGUCUUUUUCCUUUCCUGUGAGGGUAUAUUAAAAUAUUAUAAUUAUGGAUUUUCAAAUUAAGUUUGUAAUUUUGUCAGUCAUUAUUCUGAGUCAGUAUUAGCUUGUGCAUACAAGAUCAAGUAUUCUCCCUCCCCCCUCAGGAGAAUUUUAAAUU